Molecule: messenger RNA, 1671 nt
Organism: Penicillium antarcticum
Lineage: Eukaryota; Fungi; Ascomycota; Eurotiomycetes; Eurotiales; Aspergillaceae
Product: flavin-containing monooxygenase
Exons: 5
Coding region: 1-1671 (556 amino acids)
Molecular function (GO): flavin adenine dinucleotide binding; NADP binding; N,N-dimethylaniline monooxygenase activity
Source: RefSeq, a predicted model, not a curated record
AUGUCUACCGUGGCAGAGAGGCGAUUUCAACUUGAAAUUCACACGAGAGACCACAGAGAGGACAUGAUGCCAUCGAACGAAAACCUUCAAAGCGACACUAUUCGGGUAGACCCCGACCAGUAUGCCUUCAAGUCCCGUAGGAUUCGGGUGGUCUGCAUUGGUGCAGGUUUCUCUGGUCUCAUCCUGGCUCAUAAACUCAAGCACGAACAACCCCUGGAUUUCGUGGAUCUAACAAUCUACGAAAAGAAUAGCGAGGUUGGCGGCACAUGGCUCGAAAAUGUGUACCCGGGAGUUGGAUGCGAUGUGCCUGCGCACAGCUACAUAUUUCCAUUCGAGCCUAAUCCGUCAUGGUCUAAAUGUUAUGUCGGCGGGGAGGAAAUUGAGAGAUACAUUCUUGACACAGUGGAAAAGUAUGGACUCAAAGACCAGAUUGUGUUCAAUUCGAGAGUUGUGAAGUGCAUCUGGAAUGAAGACCGGGGCAAGUGGGCCCUUGAGCUUAGACAGAACCACAAGACUAUCAUUCAAGAUGAAGCGGAUAUCCUGAUCGAUGGUUCAGGUAUUCUCAACCGAUGGAGGAUGCCCGAUAUCACCGGACUAGAUCGAUUUUCUGGUAAGCUCGUCCACACAGCUGCAUGGGACAAGACCUACGACUGGUCCGGAAAAAGGAUUGCUGUUAUUGGCAACGGUUCAUCUGGACUCCAAGUUGUGCCUGCACUUCAACCUAAAGCCGCAAGGGUUGUCAACUAUAUUCGACAUCCAACUUGGGUAUCUGUCAAUUUGUGUCCCGAUAUUACCAAGGAUGGUAUGGGGACCAACUUUGAGUACACAGAAGAGGAGAAAGCUAGGUUUCGGAAGAACCCCGAGGGCUUUUUGGAGUACAGAAAAAAGAUCGAAAACUCUGUGAACACUGUUUACCGACUGAUGCUCUCCGGCUCGGAGCAUAAUCGCAUGUUGUCGACUGGGGUCGAGGGGCUCAUGCGACAACGCUUGAGCGGGAAUCCACACCUAGUCGAAAGGCUGGUCCCAAAAUUCGAGAUCGGAUGCCGUCGACUUAGCCCCGGCGAUGGAUAUCUCGAGGCAAUGCAGCAGCCUAAUGCAGAGUGGUGUUUUGAAGAUAUCCAGGAGAUUACCAAAAGCGGGAUUCGGACUACGAACGAUGAGCAAGACUUUGAUCUCAUUGUCUGUGCAACCGGAUUUGACACUACCUUCAUUCCGGGAUGGGAGUUAGUCGGCCGAGAUGGUCGACGGCUAGACUGGGAAUGGAAGAAAACCCCAGAAGCAUAUUUUUCCAUUUGUGCGGGUGGAACUCCAAACUAUUUCAUGUUUGCUGGCCCGAACUGCCCCAUUGGUCAUGGAAGCGUGCCACAAAUGUUAGCAUGGAGUGCUGAUUACAUGCUAAAAUGGAUCAGGAAGAUUGCCCGUGAAGAUAUCAAAUCAGUCGCAGUACAUGACUCGGCGGUUCGUGCCUAUAACCGACGCGCACAGGCAAACUUGAAAAACACCGUUUGGAGCAAGGGCUGCAAUGCGUGGAAGCAGGCUAUUGAGGAAAUUCGGGGGGAGGACUUUGAUAUCCGACAUACUACUUCGGAUCCUUUCUCGUAUCUCGGAAAUGGUGAACUUGAAUGGGAGAGAGCCGAGGCAGCUGACUUGUCAUUUUACCUAGCUGAGUAG